AUGUUUGGCCCAGAGCUUCUUGAUGCCGCGAUGUUUGCAGCUCGGCUUCGCGUGUUUUGUUGUUGCGUUUUGUUACAUUGUUACAGUUGCGGCGAAGCAAAGUCCGAGAAUGCGAAGAAUGUCGACAUCCGAAGCUGGGAGCCCGCCGAGACCCAGUACUGGCUCCACGAUGCACGCUCCUUUCAAGCGCUGGACAAGAUGGGAGCAUUCCCGAUACUCAACUUCACAAGAGACUCUCUAAGACCUGAGACUUUCGACCGACUGGUGCAGGAAGGGCGGCCCUUUGUAGUCAGAGGACUGGGUAAGGCCCACCCCAUGAAGAACUGGGACUGCGACUUUUUCCGUCAUCAAGACUUGUUUCGAAAUGUGCAAGGCCGCCGAGAGUAUGCCGACACUGCAAGUCAACAGCCACAAUGGAUGCCUUUGCAUAACAUCAUGUCAAGUUCGAUGGUUGAUCUGCCCGAAGCAAAGAAGACAGGUGCCGGGACGUCUCCGUAUUAUGUGGGCAUUAAGGAUGUUCAGUAUCGCAGUCCACACGAACUUAGUCUAGAUUCUCACUAUAGUCCGACUUGGACCCGGGAACUGCUGGAAUUCGUUCAGAACCAUACUGUUGUGCCAGAGUUCAUGCGAGGCAACAACAUGAGAAGUCUGCGAGACACUCCUGAGUUCUGGUUUGUCCAGGGUGGCGGCGAGAGCACAGGCGCCAAAGCUCAUGUCGAUGUCCAUCCCGAGUCAACAUGGAGCUUGCAGCUCUGUGGAGAGAAGCGAUGGCGCGUCGCAGCAAUCUCACCCCGAGCAGCCCCGCACGUUAUGAAGCUCUAUCAAGAUGGGCAAAUCUACAACAGAUCCGAGCAUCGGUCAUGGAAUCUCUUUGAGGAUGCUGUGCUUUUUCCUGGAGAUGCAUUGUUUUUCGGACCUGCUUUCAUUCAUCAGACUUUAUCCGAGGGCGUUGGGCCAGCUGCCUCCAUCACCUGGCAGUUUGACGAUCCCAUGCCUGCAAACUUCAUGCGGGCCUUCAUGCCGCGGCUGCGCUUCACAGCGGAUUGCCAUGCCUUGUGGCCACGCAUGCAGCAUCUUGUUCAAUGGGCACAAAGAACAGACAUGCAGAAGAUUCAACAGUCGUCGGAUUUGUGCGUGUUUCUUGAUAUGGAUGGAGAUGGCUCUGUCACAGAAUCGGAGCGGACAGCAGUUGUUUCCCUAUGGAAAGCACUCAUCUCGGAAGUUAAAGCAAAGGUGCCCCGAAUUCUCCGACAGCGGAUGCAGUUGGGUCUUGAGGCAGUCGUUGAAGAUCAGCAUGAACUCGCAGACCUACCGAAGAAAUUACGAGACGCCGUGCAGCAGUGGGAGAUCAUGGCACUGCAAUUGGAUGCUGCCGUGGAAUCCGACUUCUCUGCUCGGGGCGAGCUAUAA
Molecule: messenger RNA, 1410 nt
Organism: Symbiodinium natans
Lineage: Eukaryota; Dinophyceae; Suessiales; Symbiodiniaceae
Source: the annotation of a GenBank genome assembly